This is a messenger RNA of Vitrella brassicaformis, 3529 nucleotides long. The record is from the annotation of a GenBank genome assembly. Lineage: Eukaryota; Vitrellaceae.
AUCUGGGAGUGUUUGCUGCGGCCUUAUGUGGGCGACCAGUGCGUGCUGUACCGGCACGCCAUGUGGCUGGGACUCCCGCUCGUGUGGCUGGCCAUUGUGCCCCUGAUAGGUAAUCAUAGCCCUAAGCACAGCCUGGAAGCUGAUACACUCUUGUCACUUCUGGAUCUGCGAUUCUUUAUGGUUGCAGCAAGUGGACUCGCCAGAGUGCGUUCCGUAUGCAAGUCGAGGUUGGGCAGCAGCGGCGAGGACUCGAUUUCAUCUGCAACCGACAUGCACCUCGCGCCGUCCCCAUCAGUGGCCAGUGGCAAGGCCGAGCAGCCUCACCAUCGUGGCCCACACAGGCGAGCCGUCAGCUUUCAGGACGCACAAACCGAGCCAGUGACGCCCUCGUUUCAGCGCUUUUCAGCGGAGUAUUCCGAGUGUAUUCGAUUGCGGGAGUGGCUCGACAAUCGCGGCACCAUGAUGAUCGUUACUCUCCUCUUUAUCCAUCCGUGUGUCACCAGGAACAUGCUGGUCCUCCUCCGCUGCCGGCCCUACCCUUAUGUGGACUCGGUCAUCUCUCUUGCUGCCGACGAGAGCAUCACGUUACUGCCCACCGACCCGACGGAUGACAUGCGGCCCCGAAUGGACAUCGACUCAGACAUCAUCUGCGGCUCUCCCGACCAUGCGCCGUUCCUGUGGAUCGCCGUGGCCGGUCUGCUGCUGUGGACCUUCGGCCCUGUGGUAUGUGGCGUGGCUUUCCUGUGGCGGCACAGAGGCAGGCUGCACAACACCAAUAUGCGCAAGCGGGUGGGCUUCGUGUAUGUGGGCUAUCGGAAGCCCUUCUUUUACUGGGAUGCCGUGCUGGCCAUGAGGCGUGUCCUGGUGCUCCUUAUCGCCCAACAAGCGACUGCACAGCCGCGCCAGCAAGUGCUCGCCUGGAUGGCGGUCGCCUUUGUGUGUCUUGCGCUGCAAUUCGCUGUGUGGCCAUUCGACCGAGGCAACAUGGACAUACUGAAUCGAAGCGAACUGCGUGGGCUGCUGGUGUGGCUGAUGUCGCUGUUCGUCAUGCAGUAUCUGGUCAUAGCGACGCCGACAUUCCAAGUGACCAUCUCGUUGGUCAUGGCGGUCAUCGGUGCCAAUCUGGCGCAUUACUUCGUAUUGGUGGCGCAGAUCUGUCGGUUUGGGCUGCUGCAAAUGGGCUACAAAUACACAGCACUCACCGAUAGGAAUAAGGGCAUUGGUAGGCAGAGUCUGCACGCUGAGUCCGCUGAUCUUGUUGCAUCUAGUAUGAUGCCUUUGUCCGCCUGCCUGCCUUUGUCUCAUAUCGUUUCGUUGCAGCUCACGUGAUGACGGGUUGUGUGACGGGCCCUCUGGUGUCGUGGUUCAUCCACCGAGAGGAGGACAAGCGGCGAGUCUCGCCAAAGGUCUUCUAUGACUGGGACAGCGCGGCUUUCUCUGCUGACAGCCCCCCUGCUGCAUCAGAGGGGUGGUGCCAUCCGUCUGUCGACCGUUCGGUGCAUCGGGUGGUCACCGCCAUGCAGCUGACGUCAGCCGCCGUGAGGGAAGCUAUCGAGAGACUCAAACUCACACACGUCCCCAGCGACUUGUAAGAACACACAACCCCACUGCCACUACCAGCAUGCACAGUGAAUGAUCUGCCUAUGUGUGUGUUUGGUGGUUUGGUCAGUCAUGAGUUUCUGUGGAGCCAUGCCUUCUUGGUGCAGAGCUUACGGCAAAAGCGUGUGGGUACGCGCAGCCGCACAAGGGACCAAGUGGUCGUCCACCUGCCCAAACCCGACGACAGCAGCGCCACCGUAAACAAGACAACAAGUGAAGGCCCCUCUGGCUGCAUGUAUCCCUGGCUUGGCUGGGCAGAAACUGCGGGACAUGAACACUGCCGACCUCUCGGACGCCUUCCUCAACCAGUGCUCCACCAAAGGUCAUAAUUGCCACUUGAUCGAUUCGCGUUGUCAUGUGAUGGUGCUGUCUUCAGUGUCAACUCGGUCGGAGGAUGGCAAGACGUUCAGUCAUGUGCGCGUUGCUCCGCCGGGGGCAUCCCACAUCGACCUACGGGCGGCAGGCAGGUCCGCAUCCCACACAUGAAUGCCAUUGAUUGCAUCUGUCUGUCUGUUUGUGUAUCGUGUCAGCGCUGAUGUGAAGGGCAUAAGUCUCUAUGACCUGCAGGCCAACUUGUGCUAUGUGGUGGACGAGCUCGUCAGCAGAGAGCAGCUGUACCAGGCUACCUUGCGAACGAGUGACGACAGUGAUCUCGAGAAGGCCGACACGGAGGCGUCGACAGACAACCACCACCAGCAGCACACCGGUGGCUGGCGGGGACUCUAUGAGGGCUUCCGCAAGGUCAAACGGACACUCAUCCAGAAGGGCAGCCCACCGGUCAGUAAGCAAGAGGUGCUCACGCUCUCUCUUCUCUGUGAGCCCGCGUGUGCUCAUUUGUGUUGUUCGUUGGAUGUAGGAUGCCAUCCCGGAGGUCCUUGCAAGCCUCGCUCACUCCAUGGGGGAGACGCUUGGCGAUGCAGCAGAUGACGUGCCCAUCAGUGGGGCAUUGUCGCCCGUCAGCUCGACCCAAUCUCGGCUGAGCGACGUCCACACCGGCUCCCUGACGCCCCCCUGCCACCUCAUGCGCGUCGAUUGGCAUCGGCUGAGCAGUGAUGAGAAGGACAGCGUGGCGUUGUCGGUGUCGGCCGAGGCCGUCUACAACACGUGCAGCGGCCUUUCUCCAUCGGGGGCAGCCGCGGUCUUUGAUUGAUGGAUGACGUUUUAUCAAUCAGCUCAGGCGUCGUAGUCGGCGUGAGUGUCUCUACUUGGAAGCCGAUGAUUUUCUACCGGGCUGUCUUUCGUGUCGUUCGUGCUAUCCGUCAGUCAGUGUGAGUGAGGGCAAUGCACUCGAUCCGCUGUGUGCACAUGAAUGCAACCGCAUACACGACGUGCAAUCGACGCGUCUGUCAGCCUGAUGGCUGUGUUCACAACCGUGAACACAGUCGGAUCGGGUGUAGUGUGCGAUGCUUUCAUGCGCACAUGGCUAUGGACAGACAUGCGCCGCUUUGGCCGCUUCACAUGACUGGAUCGGUCAUCUGAAGGCCUUUGGCGCAUACAGUCGUUUACUUUUGUGGUAGUUGGGCAAGGACGGAAAUGACAGUUUUUUUACGGGCGAGUUGGUGUGUUCGCCACAUCAGGUAGCUGUGCAGCUAGAGGUGAACAGUUUGGUGAGGAGGGGAGGGGUAAGGUGUGGGUGGCAGCGAGUUCAUUCAGUAUGUCUUUAUGGCAAGUGUGCGAUGGCCUAGAUGCAACUGUGAGUGGCGUUCAAUCGACGGUGUGCUGCGUUUGGUCACCAGCAUUCACGUGCCGUUAUUAUUGCACAUGGAUGACGGUGGAGUGAGUGCCCGAUGGCCGCAUUGCAUGGGUAAUUCGUUAUCACGUGAAACGGUCUUUUUUUUCUCAUGUGAAAACAGACUUCUUGCCACCCUCAGGCAAGCCUUGCGAGGCCUUACAGGCCCGAAUGAUCCGAAUGCGACGCAUUUGCAGUGAA